GGAGCAGAGAGUUCAUCAUGAGAAGGAGCUGUCCCGAAGCCGAAUUCCCCGUUUGAUCCUUCGGCCCCAUCUGCCCCAGCAACAGCACAAAGUGUCCCCAGCCUCGGAGUCCCCCUUCUCUGAGGAAGAGAGCAGAGAGUUCAACCACAGCAGCUCUGGGCGCUCAGCGAGGACCAUUAGCAGCAACAGCUUCUGUUCAGAUGACACAGGCUGUCCUAGUAGCCAGUCAGUGUCUCCUGUGAAGACGCCCUCGGAUGCUGGAAACAGUCCUGUUGACUUUCGCCCUGGAAGUGAUGAAGACUUGACCAGAAAGAAAUGCACAGUUGGAAUGGUUGGUGAGGGAAGCAUCCAGUCAGCUCGCUGUAAGAAGGAACCCAAGUCAGGCCUUGUAAAGCCAGGCAGCGAAGCGGAUUUCAGCUCCUCCAGCAGCACCGGCAGCAUUUCCGCGCCUGAGGUCCACAUGUCGGCCGCGGGGAGCAAGCGGCCCUCUUUUUCACGCAACCGAGGUCCCCACGGGCGGAGUAAUGGAGCUUCAUCGCACAAGUCUGGCAACAGCCCACCGUCCCCACGGGAGAAGGACCUUCUGUCCAUGCUGUGCAGGAAUCAGCUGAGUCCUGUCAGCAUCCAUCCCAGCUAUGUGCCUUCUUCCCCAAGUAGCAGCAACUCUGGCUCCUACAAAGGAAGUGACUGCAGCCCAAUCAUGAGGCGGUCGGGAAGGUACAUGUCCUGCGGUGAAAAUCAUGGGGUGAAGCCCCCAAAUCCAGAGCAGUAUUUGACUCCCCUGCAGCAGAAAGAGGUGACAGUGAGACACCUGAAGACCAAGCUGAAGGAAUCUGAGCGCCGGCUCCACGAGAGGGAAACGGAGAUUGUGGAGCUGAAGGCCCAGCUGGCCCGCAUGCGAGAGGACUGGAUUGAAGAAGAGUGCCACCGCGUGGAGGCCCAGCUGGCCCUCAAGGAAGCCAGGAAGGAGAUUAAGCAGCUCAAACAGGUCAUCGAGACCAUGAGGAGCAGCCUGGCCGACAAAGAUAAAGGCAUUCAGAAGUACUUCGUGGACAUAAACAUUCAGAACAAGAAGCUGGAGUCCCUCCUUCAGAGCAUGGAGAUGGCGCACAGUGGCUCCCUGAGGGAUGACCUGGGUCUGGACUUCCCAUGCGAUUCCCCGAAGAAAAGCUUCCCCCGAGAGACCCCUGUUGGCAAGACGGCAGAUGGGCUGUCUCUGGAAGAGCAGGGCUCCGAGGAAGGGGCCGACAGCGAGCUGCUGGUGGGGGAUAGCCCCGCAGACAGCACAGAUCUGCUGGAUGAGCUGGGGACCACCACCGCCACAGAGGCUGGCGACCUGGAGCUUCUGCAGUUCACCCCCGGGGCCAAGGCCCUGGAGACCCUCCCCACGGGGCUGGAUCUGGAGGAGGCCCGGGUGGCGGUGGAGCGAUCGGUGCAGACCGACGUGGUUCCCUACAGCCCCGCGAUCUCUGAGCUCAUUCAGUACGUGCUCCAGCUCCAGGACCCCGGUCCCUGGAGCCCAGCAUCCCCCGAUGAGUCUGUGGCUGGCUCGACAGAAAGCUUCCCAGAGUCCACCUCUGCGUUAGUGGUUGACUUAACUCCAAGGAAUCCAAAUUCGGCCAUCCUUUUGUCUCCUGUGGAGACCCCACGCGCCACGGUGGGAACUCUGGCUCCUGCAAACCGCUUCAUGAGAGAGCUGGAUUUCGCAGGCCCUGCAGAAGAAAGGCUGGACGGCGCGGCCCCGCCGGUGUGGGGGGCCGUCGGGAGGCAGCACUGGAGCCGCAGCUUCCUGGUGGAUCUCCUGGCCGUGGCUGCGCCCGUGGUCCCCACCGUCCUGUGGGUGUUCAGUACUCAGAGAGGGGGCACGGAUCCCCUGUACAACAUCGGGGCCUUGCUCCGGGGCUGCUGUGUGGUUGCCCUGCACUCGCUGCGCCGCUCGGCCUUUCAGGUCAAGACCUAGGUAGACGUGGUCUGUCCCCAUGUGCCAAGCUGUCCCAUGUGAUGUGGUGCCAGGCAGAGAAACAGCUGGUCGACCUAGGCCGGGCUCUGUUCUGUCGUGUUGCUCCUCGGUAUUUUGCACUAUAUAUUGAGUGGAAGCCUGUUCCCUGUUGAGGACCAGAGGUUAUCUUCGAAGGCAUGGAGACCUCGGUUCGAGUCCCAGCCCCACCAGUGUGGUGUAGAAAGCAUGCUCGUGGCCCCGCGUGUCGUCAGAGGUCCCCGUUCCUACCCCGGUGGUUCAGGAAGAGAA
Miniopterus natalensis is the source of this 2248-nucleotide messenger RNA. The record is from RefSeq and is a predicted model, not a curated record. NCBI's taxonomy places the organism in Eukaryota, Metazoa, Chordata, Mammalia, Chiroptera, Miniopteridae.